GAUGCUUCGCCUCGGGCGGGGAACGGGGGGGCCGGGUUUCGGGGUUCCCCCCCGCCCCAUCUCGACGCUCUCGGAAUGAGGCACGGGAAGGAGAAGGAAGCCAGAAUCCCUGAGGUGCCUCAAUUGCUGAUUUUUCCUUUUAAUACUGGAGUAUGCUUUGUGGGCUCUAUAAGGCAUAUUUUUAUUAAAUGAAAUCUUCUAAUAAAAACGGUGCUAUGGUGUUUUAACAAACUGUAUCACGCUUCUGCCUGAUUCCAUCUCGCUGAGGUGCUACUAAUGUAUAUAUGAAACUAGGGAACCAAGAAAAAAAACAAAAAAAAACAACAAAAAAAAAGCAAUGUCGUUGAGAAGGAAGUUUACUUUUCCGGAGCGACAGCUCGAAGCGUGCCGGGAGCCGGUUGGGUUUAUGCAAACUGAAAUCGGUGCCGCGUCGGAGGCGUCCCGCCGACCGGGCUCGUGGUGGAGCCGUUCCCCUCUGGUGCGGGGCCGGGGUGCUGGCAGGAGAGCCGUGUGCGGAUGUGGUGCUUGGACGAGGUGCUCAGCUGCGGCGUUCGGGUGUGGUGCUCGGCCACGCGUCGUGGACAUGGUGCUUGGCCAGGGUGUGCGAACAUGGUGCUCAGCCAUGGUGCUGGACUGCGGGGCUCAGACGUGCGUGGACAUGGUGCUCGGGCACGGUGCUCGGACGUGGUGCGUGGAAACGGUGCUCAGGCACGGUGCUCGGCCACGCAUUGUGGACAUGGUGCUCAGGCGUGGUGCUCGGCCACACAUCGUGGACGUGGUGCUCGGAUGUGGUGCAUGGACACGGUGCUCAUCCAGGGUGUGUGAACAUGGUGCUCGGCCACAGUGCUCGACCACAGUGCUUGGACAUGGUGCAUGGACAUGGUGCUCGGCCACAGUGCUCGACCACGGUGCUUGGACAUGAUGCGUGGACAUGGUGCUUGGGCACGGGGCUUGGGCCACGCAUCAUGGACAUGGCGCUCGGGCAUGGUGCUUGUACAUGGUGAGUGGACAUGGUGCCUGGGCACGGUGCUCGGCCACGCAUCAUGGACAUGGCGCUCAGCCACAGUGCUCAACCACGGUGCUUGGACGUGGUGCGUGGACAUGGUGCUCGGGCACGGUGCUCAACCGUGGUGCUUGGACAUGGUGCGUGGACAUGGUGCUCGGGCACGGUGCUUGGCCACGCAUCAUGGACAUGGUGCUUGGGCAUGGUGCUCAACCGUGGUGCGUGGACAUGGUGCUCGGGCACGGUGCUCAACCGUGGUGCUUGGACAUGGUGCGUGGACAUGGUGCUCGGGCACGGUGCUUGGCCACGCAUCAUGGACAUGGUGCUUGGGCAUGGUGCUCAACCGUGGUGCGUGGACAUGGUGCUCGGGCACGGUGCUCAACCGUGGUGCUUGGACAUGGUGCGUGGACAUGGUGCUCGGGCACGGUGCUUGGCCACGCAUCAUGGACAUGGUGCUCGGGCACGGUGCUCAGAUGUGGCGUGUGAACAUGGUGCUUGGCCGCAGUGCUCGACCGUGGUGCUUGGGCAUGGUGCUUGGGUACGGUGCUCUGCUGUGGUGCUUGGACACAGUGCAUGGACAUGGUGCUCGGGCACGGUGCUCGGCCAUGCACUGUGGACAUGGUGCUCGGUCAUGGUGCUCGGAUGUGGUGUGUGGACAUGGUGCUCGGGCACAGUGCUUGGCCACGCACGAUGGAUGUGGUGCAUGGAACAUGGUGCUCGGCCACGAUACGUGAACAUGGUGCUCGGCCACAGCGUGCAGACACGGUGCUCAGCCAGGGUGUGUGAACAUGGUGCUUGGACAUGGUGCUCAGCAUGGUUCCUGGACAGGGUGCUUGGGCAGGGUGCUCAGCCCGGUGCAUGGGUGUGUUGUGCAUGCACGGUGCACGUGCAUGGUGCACAGGCACGGUGCAAGGGCAUGGUAUGUGGGUACGGUGCUCGGGCACUGUGCAUGACCAUGGUGCUUAGAUGAGGUGGUCAGACACGGUGCACGGGCACGGUGCUUGAACAGGGCGCAUGGGCACGGAGAGGGUGCUCAGGCACGGUGCAAGGGCAUGGUGCAUGGAUGUGGUGCUUGGACACGGUGCUUGGGCAUGCUCCAGAGAUACCGUGCUCAGGCACGGUGCUUGCCCACCAUGCACCAACACGGUGCUCGGGCACGGUGCUCGCCCACCAUGCACGGAUGUGGUGCUCGGGCACGGUGCUCGCCCACCAUGCAUGGA
This is a messenger RNA of Egretta garzetta (little egret), 2223 nucleotides long. RefSeq lists its product as uncharacterized. The record is from RefSeq and is a predicted model, not a curated record. Lineage: Eukaryota; Metazoa; Chordata; Aves; Pelecaniformes; Ardeidae. Bases 1011 to 1973 code for a protein of 320 amino acids. The transcript has 2 exons.